UAGCCUUUUCUGCAGAAGGAUAUUGGAGUGUCCUGUGGUCUCACACACCUGAUGGCAUUUGCACCUCCCAAAAACAUGGAUGGCCCCAAACUUCAAACCAAGAUGAGCACAUGGACACCCCUGAACCAUCAGCUCAUGAAUGACAAGGUAUUUGAAGAACGAAAAGCCCUGCUUGGAAAAUGGUUUGACAAGUGGACAGACAAUCAGCGGCGGAGGAUCCUGGUGGACCUGUUCCAGCGCUGCUCCCUGGCGCAGCAGAAAUUCUGUGUGAAGCAGCUGCAGGAGCGGGUGCCCGUUGAGGCCCUGGACUUCACCACUCAGCUGCCCAGAACACUGUCUUUGUACGUCUUCUCUUUCCUGGACCCCCGGAGCCUCUGCCGAUGUGCACAGGUGAGCUGGCACUGGAAGUACUUGACGGAGCUGGAUCAGCUCUGGAUGCUGAAGUGCCUACGUUUCGGCUGGUACAUCAACUUCUCUCCGACCCCGUUUGAGCAGGGAAUCUGGAAGAAACACUACAUCGAGAUGGUGAAGGAGCUUAACAUUACACGGCCCAAGACCCCUCCGAAAGAUGAAUUUGUGGUUAUCGAUGUCCAGCCAAUAGCAAGAGAGGGCCCAGAGGUGAAACUGUCCCUGGCGACGGUUCUCCAGUCGGCCUCAUUGCUGAGGAAGAAGAUGAACAAGGAUAAGAAAGAGCUGCCCCCCUGGCGCUCAUCUGAUAAACACCCAACCGACACGAUCCGAUUCAACUACCUGGACAACUACGACCCGAUCGAGCAGGCAAGACUGGCGAGAAAGAAAGGCGGAGGACUCACCCCAGACCUGAGCCAGCAGGCAAGUGAGAAGAAAAAGAAAGCAUCCUACAAGCUCCGGAAAGCAAAAUCGCUGCUGUCACUCUCUGCAGACCUUGACUCUGGCCCAAAAACACCAGUUCGCCCAAGUUGGGCUACUCACCAGUCACCGGGGUAUCCCGUUACCAAAGCAACGGCUAAGAUGCUGGCUCAGAGCACCCGGUGGAAUGCUGGGAUACGACCAGCACCUGUCCGACCUCCAGUACCACAACUGAGUGAAAAAGGGAAGAAGGCCUUUACAAGGAUGGACAGAAGUUUGCCAGCAUCUCCACUGUUUGAGGCUCAGCCCUGGCAAAUUCCUCCGUCGAACCCAGGCUCGGAUGCAGAGUAAGAUGCUUAGCAAAGAAGGGGCUCCUAUGCUCAGCAUUUGGAAACUGGCAAUCAUGGCACUGGCCCUGCUCAGUGAAGACUGGAAGCUACUGACAUUUAUGAAUCAAGUCUGAGGCCUAGUGGAUAUAACCUGAUUUGUCACUUGUGCCAAUAUGAACCUUUUAUCGCUGACCUCUGUAUACCAGUGGAGAAUGCCCUUUUUGGCAGUUCUGCCACAAGUUAAGCCCUGUGCCCUCCUGAGUGCCACUCUGAUCUCCUUCCCCUGCCUAAACUGCUGCUCUGCUUUC
This is a messenger RNA of Gavialis gangeticus (Gharial), 1465 nucleotides long. It is a transcript of the gene FBXO16, whose product is annotated as F-box protein 16. The record is from RefSeq and is a predicted model, not a curated record. Bases 52 to 1179 code for a protein of 375 amino acids. Lineage: Eukaryota; Metazoa; Chordata; Crocodylia; Gavialidae. Gene Ontology annotation, molecular function: protein binding. The transcript is spliced from 8 exons.